Molecule: messenger RNA, 1053 nt
Organism: Aspergillus eucalypticola CBS 122712
Lineage: Eukaryota; Fungi; Ascomycota; Eurotiomycetes; Eurotiales; Aspergillaceae
Product: deoxycytidine monophosphate deaminase
Exons: 7
Coding region: 1-1053 (350 amino acids)
Molecular function (GO): zinc ion binding; hydrolase activity
Source: RefSeq, a predicted model, not a curated record
AUGUUGAUAGGCCUAUGCGGAGCCAUAUGUUCUGGAAAGCAUGCUGUCGCAGAUUAUCUGAUACAGAAGGAGGGCUUUCGACUUCUCAAAUUGAAAGAUGUCAGCUCCCUUCGAGUAACUGAUGAAGCCGACGGCGAUCGCCAAUUACAGGCACUGGAGUCUGCAGAGGAUGAAAGUAGUCCGCCACCGCACCUUAUAUUUGAGGACUCUAAAGCCCUCUUAGACUUCGUAACCAAACGAUGGCAAGAACAUUGGGUUACAACAGACAUCUGGGAUGUCACUAUCUUAGACCGUUUCUUUCAACGCCCCUUCUUCCUUCUAGUUAGCGUUGAUGCGCCGGUGAGCUUGAGAUGGAAGCGAUUUGUGGACAGAUGCCGGGAUAGACUGGUCGAACCACCGCCUUUGGAGAAAUUUGUAUUAUGGAAUGACAGACAUCUCUACGACAAAAAUGUUGGACGCGCAUACCUCACUGAUCGGGCACAAGUACGGCUGUUCAAUUCCUCUUCUUCAUUUGAUGAACUGCAUGCGGCUCUCAAAGCCCUCAAUCUUGCCGACGAGGAGCGGUUACGGCCUAAUUGGGAUCAGUAUUUCAUGGAGCUGGCAUCUUUAGCCGCUCAGCGAAGUAACUGCAUGAAGCGAAGGGUGGGCUGCGUGCUUGUCCGUGAUCGUCGUGUCAUAAGCACAGGGUAUAAUGGAACCCCCAGGCACAUUAGAAAUUGCAAUGAGGGCGGCUGUCCAAGGUGCAACCGUGGUGAGGGUGGAGGUGUGGGUUUAUCAACAUGCCUCUGCCUCCAUGCCGAAGAGAAUGCGUUGCUGGAGGCCGGAAGAGAGCGCAUACGAGAGGGUGCAAUACUCUAUUGUGACACGUGCCCUUGCUUGACAUGUACCGUCAAAAUUACACAAGUUGGGAUAACAGAAGUCGUAUACUCGCAAGGGUAUAAUAUGGAUAACGAUAGCGCUGCUAUUCUAAAAGCGGCCGGGGUAAAACUUAGGCAAUUCUCUCCGCCUCGAAAGGGGCUCAUUUAUCUUGAGAACUCUGGGGGUACUAAAUAG